AUGUAUAGACAAAUACCUUUAUCUGUUGCGUUCAGUAGUGAAAACCCUGACGUCAAAAUAAAGGGGAACAGAGUAACGUUUAAGUUUCCAACAGACUGGAUUGUGAACAUAAAUGAAGAGAAGUACAUUGGCAUAACAUCUAUGUAUAUAACACGUGCUUUCAGAAAGGUUGACUUUAUACUUCAAGUCGAGAUAGAAAAUGACGAACAGUCUUUAAGCGCCCAAAACAUUCACAUAUACAAAUACUUUAAAGACGAUACAACAUUGCAACAAUGUAUGAUUUCAUUUAAUGAGAUGUUCGAGAAAAAGUUUAACAUUGAAGUACAAACUUUACAGCCUUUACGUGAGUUUCUUGCACAACUGAAAGAAGAAGGUAGUCAGCCACAACUUAUAGACUUUCAUUAUGAAUUUAAUGAAAAUGAAGAUGGAACUCAUGACUGUCAAUUCAUUGUAUUCUCACCAUUCAAUGAAGUCGCUAAAAAGAAAGAAAAUCCAUUAC
Molecule: messenger RNA, 499 nt
Organism: Trichomonas vaginalis G3
Lineage: Eukaryota; Parabasalia; Trichomonadida; Trichomonadidae
Exons: 1
Source: RefSeq, a predicted model, not a curated record